This is a messenger RNA of Dentiscutata heterogama, 560 nucleotides long. The record is from the annotation of a GenBank genome assembly. NCBI's taxonomy places the organism in Eukaryota, Fungi, Glomeromycota, Glomeromycetes, Diversisporales, Gigasporaceae.
UUUUUCUACUCAUCCUUCUCUUUCGGUGCAAUCUAGCAGCAUUACUCAAAAUUUGUCACCCAAAAGUGUUCAGCACAAUACAAUGAGAAUGCUACCACGUUCCCCUAACCCUACUAUACCCGAUUCAAAUUCUCAAUCCUCUAUAUAUGGUAAUCAGAGUCAAACUGUUAACUCUACCAAUCUAAAUCAAACGCAGGCUACAGCGCAGAUCGGACAAUUUUCUAAAAUUAAUUCUAAAGAUCAUUUAAUUUCAAAUACUACAAUUACAGGUUUUUCUCAGUCAUCGACACAGUCUACCAUAUCAACAGAAUUGUCGUCGACAGCUAGCAUUCAUAAUACUGUACUUGAUCCUUAUAAACAGUCACCACAAACAGCAAAUGAUGCUACAUCAUUGACAUCGAUUAAACCUAAUUCUCUAAUUGGUCAUUUAGAUUCUAUGCAACGAAUAACAUCACAAGAAAAUACGAAUGAUUCUUCAAUAUUGCCCACUAUAGAAAACCAGAAUUCAUAUACAUCAAAUAUACAAAUGGCUGUUGAACCAAGAAAUAGCUCAUCGACUA